This is a messenger RNA of Chlorella variabilis, 669 nucleotides long. RefSeq lists its product as hypothetical. NCBI's taxonomy places the organism in Eukaryota, Viridiplantae, Chlorophyta, Trebouxiophyceae, Chlorellales, Chlorellaceae. The coding region runs from base 1 to 669 and encodes 222 amino acids. The transcript has 7 exons. The record is from RefSeq and is a predicted model, not a curated record. Gene Ontology annotation, cellular component: endoplasmic reticulum; endoplasmic reticulum-Golgi intermediate compartment; Golgi apparatus. Gene Ontology annotation, biological process: Golgi organization; intracellular protein transport; endoplasmic reticulum to Golgi vesicle-mediated transport.
AUGGCGCCCCAAGCACGCCUGGCGGCCGCCGUGCUACUGCUGGCGGUGGCCGCGCUGCUGCCCCGCGCCGCACAGGCCUACGAGUUUGACAUGGCAAGCGGGGCGGGGCGGGCGGGUGCUGCCGCUGGCCGCCGCCGCGCUGUAUUCCAAACCAAGUGCGUCAUGGAGGAUGUGGGGGAGCACGAGGAGGUGCAGGGCAACUUCAAGGCCUACCAGCGCGACCAGCCAGACCAGGCGUUCGAGGACCCGCAGGGGCAGCUGGUGUUUGAGCGGCACGGCUCCGCGGGCGCCGAGUUCAAGUUUGUGUCAAACGGCGAGGGCGAGUACAAGCUGUGCUUCACGGCAAAAGAUUAUCACACGGCGCAGGGCACGCGCAUCAAGAUGAAGUGGACCACGGGCGCUGAGGCGCACGACUGGCAGGCGGUGGCCAAGAAGGACAACCUGAACGUCAUCCAGGUGGAGAUGCGGCGGCUGGAGCAGGUGGUGCAGACCAUCCACCUCGAGCUGCAGAACAUCCGGAGAAAGGAGGAGCGCAUGCGCGACAUCAACGAGGCCACCAACAACCGCGUGGCGUGGUUCAACAUCCUGGCGGCCCUCAUCUGCAUCGGCCUGGCCGUCUGGCAGCUCUGGUACCUCAACAAGUUCUUGAAGCGGAAGAAGGUGCUCUGA